GACGUUUUAACAAUAGUUUGUCAUAAUGUUGAUUAACUAUUAAGUCAUCAGACUACCGAAUACCUAUCUAUCAUUUUUACCAACCAAUAUUUUAUACUUGUUUAACGAAAUAACAUAAAAGAGAAAACUAAUUUGUAGACACGAAAUGAUUACGAUACUCGUAUGAUAUAAAUACAGCUACAAGCUACAUAAUUAAGUAUAAUCUAGACAAGCAACCGGUUCAGCUGAUUGACUAUGGGAUGGGUAAUGUGCGUUUCCACUAGUCGUUAUCGAGUUUGUGCGUGCUAGAGAAAGACCGAACAUACUCAGUUGUGUUCGGCUUUGUCCGGUUUUGGCGCUCGGACAACUUCGAGCAUUGACGCGGCCGCCAUAUUGCUAUUUCGUGUUCUCGCUUCUCGCCUGUCAGCCAGUCAGUAUUGGUUUAUUUUACUACCUAUGUGAAGUGUUUUGGUGUCGCUUCCAGUUUUUUCUCAUAACACCCGGUUGUCUUGUGUUCGAAAUGUCUGACGUCGCUGUCGGUUUACAGUCUGAUAUUAAAAAUCCGAGCAAUGAAGAUGUCGAUAGAGACGAGUUUUACCGGAGAUUAUGCGAAGUAUUAACAAAAAAGGCAUCCAAUGCAGCAUUGCUGUCACGUGAAAAAUACUGUUGGCUAAUCGAAAGAAUAAAAUACGCAAAAACAGCUGCGAAGAAAACUCCCGCAGAUUAUCGUCGAUUGAAAAAGUUUGAAAUUAUUGAAACUCCAGACGGCGAAAAGUUGUAUUCAGCCCGUGCUUUGGGCGAUAAAAGGCGGCAAAUGUUUGUACCGAUAGAUGAAGUAUAUGACAUUAUAGCCGAGUAUCACAUCAAGUUGAAUCACGGUGGCCGUAGUCGUAUGAUGGUGGAGUUAAAACGUAAAUAUCGAAAUGUUACUGCUGAGAGUGUUUUAGUAUAUUUGUCAAUGUGUGCGACCUGUAAAAAUAAAACACCCAAAAAAAGAACAAAACCAAGCUUAAAUGCGAGUAUUAGUGAGAAAUUUGAGAAUGUAACAGAAAGUUGUAACGACACUUCGUCUAACGCGAUUUCCGAGUGUUCAGCCUCUAAUCUGGAAAUAGAACCUGAGGAUUUACUACGAGAAUUAAAAUAUUCAACUUAUAAGACACCGGAGCUUUACUCGCGCGGGCAAAUUGAUAUACUCAGCGUUACAAAUGAAUUAUGCGAAGAAUAUAAAUAUUUGAUGGUAUAUAGAAACUUUAUUUCUAAAUUCAUUCACUUGAAGGCCAUGAAAACAUUGAAUGUUGAUGAAGCUGUUGAUGAGUUGUUGACUAUAUUUUUGAUGUUUGGAGCCCCAAAUAUUUUGCAAUCACUAAAUGGAUUGGCUUUAGCAAAACCUAUUUGUAGACGAAUCUCAAAUUUGUGUCCUCAAAUUAAGGUAGUGGCAUCAGAUUCAACAUUUACAAAAUCCGAUUUUGAAGGUAAAUCUAAUGAGGAUAUUUUGAAGAAGUUAAAUGAUUGGUUGGACAAAAAUGAUAGCAGGAAGUGGCAGGAAGGAGUAAAGUUUGUGCAGUAUGAAUUGAACACUACAUUUAAUGAGGUAUUGUGCAGAACGCCCAGUGAGAUGGUCUUUGGCGGGAACCCGAAAGGUGGUUUAGCUAGUUUCAUGUCGAGAAAUGUGUUCGAAGAUUUGAUAACAGAAGAAGAUCUAGUAGCGGCUUUGGACAAUAAAGAUCCUAUAGGUCCAAAACAAUUGAAAUUGCGAGAGUCAAUUGUGUUACCACGAAAUUUUAUUAAGAUUGAACCAGGCGAUGACAGUCAGACUGAGAUGGAAGAGGAAGAUGCAGAUGAUUAACUAUCUGUUACAAAUUAAAAAUUUACCUCAUAA
Molecule: messenger RNA, 1858 nt
Organism: Spodoptera frugiperda (fall armyworm)
Lineage: Eukaryota; Metazoa; Arthropoda; Insecta; Lepidoptera; Noctuidae
Product: SCAN domain-containing protein 3-like
Exons: 1
Coding region: 500-1825 (441 amino acids)
Biological process (GO): DNA integration
Molecular function (GO): nucleic acid binding
Source: RefSeq, a predicted model, not a curated record